AUGUCGUCCCUUUCCCGACGCGCCUGCUACAAAUGUGGCAAUGUUGGCCAUUAUGCGGAAGUCUGCACUUCCUCCGAGAGGUUGUGCUACAACUGCAAGCAACCAGGCCACGAAUCAAACCAGUGUCCUAUGCCACGCACAACGGAGACAAAACAAUGCUAUCACUGCCAAGGGCUAGGACAUGUUCAAGCGGAUUGCCCGACCCUCCGCAUCAAUGGUGGUCCUGCCGGGGGUCGUUGCUACUCAUGUGGCCAGAUCGGUCACUUGGCUCGUAACUGCCCUACUCCAAACAUGGGACCGCCCACUCGUGGCCGCGGAGGUUAUAGUGGCUUCCGCCCGGGCUACGGUGUCACCAACAACCGGGCUGCGAUGUGCUACAAGUGCGGUGGACCUAACCACUAUGCUCGAGACUGUCAAGCUCAAGCUAUGAAAUGCUAUGCCUGUGGCAAACUGGGCCACAUCUCUCGCGACUGCACGGCUCCAAAUGGUGGGCCAUUGAAUGCUGCAGGCAAGACCUGCUACAAAUGCGGACAGCCAGGUCAUAUUAGCAAGGACUGCACUUCCACCACUGAAACCAAUGGUUCGGCGGUCGCUGUGACGAAUGGAACUCCUGCUGAUGCUCCUGCAGCUGCUCCUGCGGCGGAUGCCACCGAGGUCUCUACCACUGCUGCCCCCGCUGCCGCAGUUGCGUAG
Messenger RNA from Cladophialophora psammophila CBS 110553, 693 nucleotides. RefSeq names its product cellular nucleic acid-binding protein. Lineage: Eukaryota; Fungi; Ascomycota; Eurotiomycetes; Chaetothyriales; Herpotrichiellaceae. Gene Ontology annotation, cellular component: cytoplasm. The transcript is spliced from 3 exons. The record is from RefSeq and is a predicted model, not a curated record. Bases 1 to 693 code for a protein of 230 amino acids. Gene Ontology annotation, biological process: positive regulation of cytoplasmic translation. Gene Ontology annotation, molecular function: mRNA binding; zinc ion binding; translation regulator activity.